Anarrhichthys ocellatus (wolf-eel) is the source of this 8866-nucleotide messenger RNA. It is a transcript of the gene tmem108, whose product is annotated as transmembrane protein 108. Bases 5178 to 6899 code for a protein of 573 amino acids. Gene Ontology annotation, cellular component: early endosome; postsynaptic density; endosome membrane. The record is from RefSeq and is a predicted model, not a curated record. NCBI's taxonomy places the organism in Eukaryota, Metazoa, Chordata, Actinopteri, Perciformes, Anarhichadidae. The transcript has 5 exons. Gene Ontology annotation, biological process: postsynaptic density organization; retrograde axonal transport; dendrite extension.
CACAUAACAUUGACUUUAAAAGGAACAUGAAAUGAAGCUUACUAGAUUAUGGGUCAAUAAAUGUGGUCAACACAUGUCUCUCACUCAUUUCCUCUCGGUUCCGUUGUUGUAACCUACGAGGUAACCCCGGCCUAGCGAGGACGCUCAGUGGAAACGUAGCAAAACAGAUGCGUUUUAAAACGGAAAUGUACUAGUGUGGACAUGGCCUCCUUUUCACGCUGUUCGAGUCCAAGUUGAGGCAGUCUGAAUGCCAGGAAAGGAAAUCUGGAGCUUUUGAGAAUAAACCAUUGUUUUCUCUGUGUGCCUUGCCGAAAGCCGCAUAUGGCUCAUUUCAUGGCUGUUGGAGAGCCUGAUUGACGGUCUGAAGAGCAGCGAGGCUGAUGUGACUCAUGUGCAGUGCUUGGCAAUGCAAAAGGCAAGUCCUCGUCCAGGUCACACGAGGUAGAAUUAAAUGGAAGAGGAGAUGGAAGAAGAAAGAUUAGAUAUAGAGUGCCCAGCUGCUCUUUUAAAGGUUGUUUACCUAGAAACCCUUAGAAUACAUGCUGCUAGCGUGUAAGCCAGAAUGGUGACACAGUAUGUAGCUGAUGUCUUCCUAUCUGGUAUCUGGUGUCAUGGGAGCUGACAUUUCAUUGUAAUCAUUGCAAUAACCACCUCUGGGAGAACUCCUCAAAUAUGAAACUAUCGACACUUGUCACCCCCAAUUAGGGAGCAGUUUAUGUGGUUUUGCUCCCAUUCUCCUCCUCCUUCUCCUUGUCUCGUGUGCGGUCUAAGAGAUCCGUGGCCCCAGGGGGCCUGAAAGCUGUCUAGUAAUCUGAGACAGCAUUAAUACUGAAUAAGAUGGAGAGAGGCGUCGGCGCCGCAAAUUAAUUUCCACACACAGAGCGGGGUUUUCAAUUUGAAAGAAUAAUAAUAAUUGCGUCACAGUGGGAUUCUAGUAAGUGUGUUUGUGUGAAUGUGUUUGUGGUGCUGGUAGAGGUGGCAGGGAUUGUGGUUUGUGGCAGCUACAUCACCAUGGAGACAGUGCCACUAUAUCGUGUCGGGAGGACUUUGAUGCUGGAGUGAGGACAGCGUUGGCAGCAGAAAGGAGCAACAUGGCAACAACAAAGUCUGAGUGGACAGCCACUGGGCAGACGUCUGGCUUUAAGGGAACCUGGAAAUAUCUCCUCACCUCUCCUUCACUGUCUGUCACUGCUAACUUUCACAGUUGUGCUUUCACGUGGUUCUGCCCCUGAUCCACUGAACCACCAUUUCACAGUCCAUGUUCACAGCCAGAUUAUUGAGAAUGCCACUGCUGUGAAGGACAGGCGGCACAAGCCAAUUCAAACUGCUGCUGGACUGACUCCCCCCCCCCCUCCUCCUCAUCACUCCCUGAAGAGGAGAGUGUCCUUUGGGCGAGAAGAGAUGACUUGAUGUUUUGGGUUUAUCAGAAGCUGCAAAUAAUUUGGACAACGCUGGUCGCUGCGCAGGCUGUUUGUGCUGUAAAAAGACUGCAGCUCGCUGUGGUGUACGACAUGUCGAACAUGCUGUACUAACUGCAGUGAUUUUUCUCUCCCUCUCAACACUGUAAUAAUGAUAGUUUAUGUAUCUGACGCUGUUGGAUUUAUUCCACAUCGCACACAGUCGGCUUAAAGGACCAAUACCAGCAGUGUGUUUACAAAUGUUACCACGUAAUCCUUGAAGUAAUAGUUUGGCAUUUUGGGAUUACACUUGGAUGAUCAAUACCAAUCUCAUGAUUUUGUUGAUCAUUGAGCUAGCACAGGGAGGAUGUUAACUUAGCUUAGCAUAAAGCCUGGAAGCAGGGGGAAACCGCUAGCCUAAAUUACAAAAAAUAAAACAUUGCACGACUUGGCAGAGAAAGAGUUACAGCAAUCCAACAUUGUAACACAUAUAGUUGCAUUGUUUGCAAAAUGAGUGGCUGUGAUGUGUAGUAAAUAACAAGAUACAACAUGCAAAACCACUGGAAUGAUCCGUUAAAUUGUGAUGCAGUACAGAAGUCAUCUUUUGCAGAAACUGUCACCACAGCAACUCUUAAAAUAAUGUCCGUGAGGUUUGUUCCGCUGCUCUGCUUUCCCCUGGGCAUUCGCUCCAUUCUCCACUCUUCCACUAAUAUAUUAGAAAUCCUGCUGCUCAUCCCCGAUGUACUGUCCCAUGCCCGACAUCACACAGACGAGAGAGGCAGCAGAGUGAUGGAGGGAGCGACACCUGCAAAAUUCUCUUCAGGCCGGCUCCGUUCCCCCGCGGGGCCAAACAUUUGACAUUUAACUACCUUUAACUAACAUUUAACUAACUACAUAAACAGGCCACUGGAAGACCAUCGACAUUCAUUUUGUCUGGCACCGUUUUGUCUCUUUCCAGCUCUGCUCUGUGGUGGUUUGCUGCUUUUCUCUGUUGUAUUAAUCGUUGAAUUAAUAUAUUUAGGUUUUAGACUGUUAUGCUACACAUAACAAACUAUUUGAAGACAUCUUCUACUAGUUUUUCUUUUAAUUUGUCACCCGUCUGUUAAUCUGUCUGAUACCAAAAACUCCGUGAAGUUUCCUAAUGAAAUAGAGGUAUAAUCUUCUUCAUGUUGUUCAUUAUUUUACCCGUUGGAUGUCAGAACAAAAGGGCGUGGAUCAUAUGUGGUUUAUCACCUAAUAAUAGACUUUGUGAAGCCUACCAAACAAAUCACCCGCAAGCUCUCGGCUCCAUCUCCGCCCCACCACAGCAUUGAACCACCACUUCAUCCAUAAUAUUAAACACUGCCGACUGUGUGCGUGUGUGUGUGUGUGUGUGUGUGUGUGUGUGUGUGUGUGUGUGUGUGUGUGUGUGGUGUCACCAAUCUCAUCCGAACCCUGCUGAGUCCGGCUUGUUUACCUAUUCAUAAUUCAGCCAUGAGUGAUGGCACACACAAACCAAAGCUCUCCAUCCUGUGGUAAUUAAACGUCUGUUGGUGAGACAUUUUUCUAUUGGAAAGCAUUUUAAAAAAUACACACACAUACACACACACACACACACAUACUCUGAGAAGCUGCUGGUGGGCGUCCGGGCUAGCGCUGGUAAUUAGCGUGCUGAGUGGUUGCACUGAUUGCUUCAUUAUUUCUCCGAUAGGCAUCUGUGAGAGGUAUUUGAUGGAUGUUGCAUGUUUGAAAGUCCGCACUAAAGCUCCUUAUGUGAACAUCACUUGUCAAACUUUAAGUCUACCUAGCAACACUGUUAUUUACCACACACAGGUUUUGAAGUCACACCCUCGUCUACCCUGAGCCUCUUGCAUCAGACUUGCUCAAUACGACACCAAAGCUCAAUGCAAUUAACUGCCAUCGUGCAGUUACUCCACAUAAACACAUGAACGCUCUCAUACUUUGGUUGUAUGCUGCUGUUAGGAGUUGUUUCUAAAUGUAGCUACAUCACAGGACUUCAAAACGGAUUCAGUAUAAUUUGUUUGUUUUGCUCACAGCGGUUCAGCGCGACGCUGUGAGCAGGAGAGCAAUUAUCAACUGCAUGUCCCAGUUUCACAGACGAGGAUUAUUUUUGUAUGCGACCAAGAUAUCGACGGCUGUUUUCUCACUAAAGGUUUCAGUCAUUCAGUCAUAAUCAUUGUCUUUGGAACUGGGACUGUUUCCAAGAUGCUUGUGGAGGGCUUUCUAAGCUCCAAGAGAAAAAGCAAACGUGCAGCUCAGUGCUUUGAUUUCAGUGCCGAAACAAUUGAUUUAUUGUGUGUAAGAAAAUGAAAACACAACAAUUCGAUUUUCAUCGUGGCUUGUACUUAUAACAAGCUAACUUAGCUUAACUGAGAUGGUAAACAUGGUAAACAUUAUACGUUGGCAUCAUGUUAGCAUUAAGCUCAAAGCACCGUUGUACCUAACUCCAGCCACAAAUAGCCGCUGCCACAUUUAGCCCAUGGCUGUUAGUCUUAUUUCAAAGUAAUACGUAAGGCUUUUAGUAUUUCCAGCUCCUCAAAUGUGAACAUUUGCUGAUUUCAUUCCUCCGUAAAGUACGUCUCUUUGGAUUUUGGACAAAACAAGUAUUAGCAUGAUGCCACUUUUGUGAAAAUACUAGAUAGAUUAAUUAAAACUGUAAGUAAUCAUUAGUUGCAGCCAUAUUUAAAUCACUUUGUCAAUAUGUAGACAAAGGCCAAGAAGAAGUAUGCGAGUUUGUCAAUCAGGUUUUAAAAUGUUAAAUUCAUUUAAUUUGUGUGCUUUCAGAGAUAUUUCUUUUACUUCAAAGUCCUUGCACCUCAGAAAAUCUCAUAAACAACAAAACAUGUUGUCACUUAAUUGCUAAUAAAUUAUUUUUUGGUUCCUCCAGAGAUACUUCAUCACAGAUCGCUUUGCUUCUUUGUCAUUCCACUCAAUUGGUUUGCGAAAUUGUACAAAUUCGUCAUGAUUUGCUGCUUUUCUGAUAACAAUACUUGCACCACAGGGUUGCUGUUUGCACUGUGAUAUUAACCCAAGUGAUUCUCCUCUGUUACCUCCUCCACUGUUACUGGACUCCCGCUGGACUGGCCUCAGUAGGGUCUCACUUUAAAAUGUCAACGCUGUCAGGUCCCCACGCCGUCAUAUCUGCUGUCAUCUCCAGGUAACCAUUACAGUCAUUACAGCUGCGGCUGCCACCGCUCCCUUUCCAUCGAGUUUUACACUUCCAGCCCCAAAUCAAAUACCACUUCUCAAAUCAUUGCUCCCUCCUGUGGUGGCUUAAGAAGAAAGGUCACCCCUGUCCGGAUGGAAGACCCCCAGGCUCCAUCACUCUGAAACUGAGUCACCUCUGGAGUCUACCGGCAUUUCAUGCAUUGUUAUGUGUGUGUGUGUGUGUGUGUGUUGCAUCACAUGCAAUUUAGUCCUGGUGUAAUUGGCUUAUUAGGCAUUUAGUCUGUUUGGAGAAUUGAGCAACUGGGCCACUCAUCCAUGAGUAAAUUCUCCACUUUCAGGCCAAUUGUCCUUGUCAUGUUUUUGCUGGGUUCAUCUGCCUUCAUCCGUCAGCCUGAAUCACAUGGAGUAAUGGAUGCGAUGUGCGUGUGUCCGCACACAGCGAGCCAGACACACUCUCCGGACUAGCGGCUCUUGGAGUUAAUCCGUCUCACUAAUAGUGGGGGGUGGAGCAGAGAGAGGGAGAAGGAGGAGGAGAGAGGAGAACAAUACAACGUCUCUCCCUCCAUCUCCGGACACGUGGUCAUCGCCCGGCGGGAAAUCUCUGGACCUUGGAUGUUCUCUACGGAUGUUGCUCCUCUCAUUCACUCGUACCAGCUGACUCUCCAGCGGUCUCUGCUGCGCCGCUCAAGGAAACGAGAGAACCAUGAGCACUGUGGAGGAGGAACCGGAUCACAUGAUACCAUGAAGACAAGCCUGCAGGUCCUGCGCUGCCAGCUGCUGAGUGUUCUAGCAGUCCUAGCACUGCCAGUAGGACUGGUGUCAUCAGCACAGGAGCUGUACCUCAACCAGACAUCCCAGGACCCCGACUCCAUGGCAGCCGCCCACAGCAGCCCCCUUUCUGGCCCCGAACCUUCCCCUCUGGACUUCCAUCAGGAAGGCUCCAGUAGCGGGGAAUGGUCAUCCAAAGGAGGCACUCAACCCUCAAACAUCAUCCUCCCUACUGUCGCCCUCCACCCUUUGGCUCUGCCUCGCCCAGCCCAGACUUCCAGCCCGACUCAUGACGACCCUCCCAUCCACGACGCAAGCACUGUGAGCACUGACAGUCAUGUGAAUCGUCCCCUGGAGCCGAGCUUUGAUGUUGUAAGCCAAGGCCACAUGCACAAAUUGGUCAGGGUAACUCAAGUCCACAACCCAGUUACUGUCAGCACUAACCAGGCCAGCAGCAGCGUCCGUAAAUCUCCCAGCACAGCGGUCCCAUAUAUAGAUGUGGGAUCUACUGCCAGAGAAGCUCCGGCUCUAAUGUCCAGCUCUGAAUCAGACAGAGGAGAUACGCUUGCUUCUCAGCACGUCGAGCCUCAGAAGUUUAGUGUGGAGGAACCCACCGACCCCAGCCGGCAGCGUGUUCCAGAUCUCGAGCGCGCCUCCCUUUCGUCUCCAUCGAUGAUGAAUGCUGACCCUGCAGCAGGCCUGAAACUCAGGGAGCAUGCUCGGGGCGCCUCAGAGCUGUCCGCACACCACGCCAUCACCCUGAGGGAGGUGCAUUCGGCGAACGAGCCCCCCACUGAUAAAUUGGUGAUAGAGUCGAUAGACUCUGUGACUACAGUCGAGAGCCCACCUGAGAAGCUAGCUUCCACCGCGUCCACUCCAGCGCUGUCCACUGAGCCCGAACUCAAGACACCGAAUCCAACAAUCAUCCCAAACAACCACUCUGCACCCAACGAGACCACCACUGAGGAGGAUCGUGGUCUCGUUGUUCAAGGUAACGCCACGGACAAUGCCCCUCUCGGACACUGGUUGGGGAACGUGACCGCAUAUGGAGGGCUGCUCCCUAACAGCAGCUCAGUCGAGGAGGCGCCCGCUCAGGGGAACAGCUCGGAGCCCCCCUCCACCGCCAGCGGGAACUUCCUGAACAGGCAGGUGCCUGCCACCACCGAGGACCCUUGGACGCCCGGCAACAGCUCAGGCUCCACCGUUGACUCCCCGCUGUCCCGCAUGACCAUCUGCCUGAGCAGGAUGGACAUUGUGUGGAUCGUGCUGGCCAUCAGUGUGCCCGUGUCCUCGUGCUCUGUGCUCUUGACUGUGUGCUGCAUGAGGAGGAAGAAGAAGUCAUCAAGUCAGGAGAACAACCUCAGCUACUGGAACAACGCCAUCACCAUGGACUACUUCAGCCGGCACGCUGUGGAGCUGCCCAGAGAGAUACACACUCUGGAGAGUGAGGAUCACGACACCUGUCUACCCCCGAACGGAGACUACAGCGGCAGCAGCGUGGUCCUGGUUAACCCUUUCUGCCAGGAGACGCUCUUCAUCAACAGAGACAAAGCUUCUGCCAUCUAGAGACAGGAAAAGAGAGACACUGUCGGAUUCUCCUCUUCUACUCCCCCUGCUGUUGUUGUCUAUUUUAUAAAUGUGCUAAAUAUUCAGAGACUUUGACUUUAUACUGUACAUGACAAACACAAAGAGGCAACCUGAGAGAGGAGUGAUGUGAGCAGACACUCUUUAAGGAUGCACCCGCAUAUUUUUCUGAUGUACAUUUUCUACAAAAGGCUUAAUUGUGAUAAAAGGUUUUUAUUGUCUUUAUAAAAUGCAGAUUAUAUGUGGUUUUGUUUCAUUACAGUGGCUUGAUGGUGAGUGCACUGUGGAUGUUGCCACAUGAAAUUUGCUUUAGAGAGAGAAACGUGCUACGAAAACAUUAAAGCUGUUAUUUUGUCAUUUUAUUUUUCCUUUAAGAUCAAUCCCAAAAUACUUAUAGCCUGUUGAACUUGAAUAUAGCACCUACAUUUUUUGGGGGGGGAGGACAGUGAUACUGUACGUGAGAUCAGGGCCCAUAUCUAUCAAACUGAGAAACACAUUUAAGAAUGAUUUACAGAGCAAACUUGGGAGUAAAAAAGUGUAGGAGUAACCUUUAAGAUCAGCUCUCAAGUGAUCACAUGAAAGCUGGAAUACUGUGCAUCUGUCCCAUUUUUCAUUCUUUUCACUGGUUUUUUAUCUUUACAUUUGACUGUACACUUUAAUUGAAAUUAACAACAAAAUAGAUUUAUAGUAUGUAAGAAAUAAUAAAACAUUUUAUUUAUAGUAUGCAUUUGUAGAUAUACUAAAAAAAAACGUUUUAAUGCAUGGAAAGUGAUCGCAAGCAAAAUCAAUGCUGUGCAAUGUUAUUGUUGUUUGCACUCUUGACACCUCUGGAGUUCUUAUGAUAAAUAGCGUUUGUUCUUACGUUUGCAAGUAUAAGUGAAGGAUAAGUCGAAAAUUCAAUUUUAAGCAGGUUUAUGAAUAUGGGCCCAGAUUUGGAUGGUUGAUUUGGGCAGAUUAUUUGGGGGAUUUGGCGUCUGCAUUGAGCAGCUUUGAGAGAUGUCAGUCAAAUGACAAAAAGUGUCACCAGCUUCUCUUCAGAGGGACCACAUAGAUGUCUUAAUUCCUUACGUUAAGUACAAGUUAUAUAUAAAAAUAUAUAUAACAGUAUGUGCGUGCUUGAAGGCCCUGUUUGUGCAUGUAAGCACACUGUGAGUGUGGACGGAUGAGUUCAAAUGUGCCCCCCCUUAACUAAUUAUCACUGUUACUUUAAGUCAAACAAGACUUUGUAUCACUUUCAGCUCAGUUUAUAUCUGUUUCUCUGUGAGGUCUGUGCGUCCGUCUGUUUGUCUCUUGUCUGUGUCGUGGAGCGGCUACUGGUUUUAGCCCAGUUUAAGAAAGAGUUUCUCAGCGCUGUAGGAAACAAUUAGACCAACCUUGCUACUGUAAAUGUCUCCCUCCAUAAACAAUGUGAUGGUCCAUCAAUGCAAACUGUGUUUGUUGAAUGAUUGCGAAUUAGUUGCUGGACCACAUAUUAUGUGUUAGAGGCUGUCAAAAAUCUUGAUCAGUUGAAACACUGAGAUAAAUAAUGUAUGCUGAAUAUUUACUGUGAGCACAUACAGAGGCAGUUUAAUUACAAAAGAGUGAAUAUUUUUGUUUCAUUAUUGAACCUGUGGUCCUUCUAUCAUCUGUUUUUAUUUUGCAUUGCUGCAGUUGUAUUCAAUAAUCAAUGCUGCCUGCCUCUAACGUCGCUAAAGAUUUUCUGCAUUGUGAGAUGUUGUUCUGAAAUCACAGAUUCCAAAGGCGAUGUUGAAGAACACACCUAAACAUAUUGGUAUUUCUUGCAUUGGAUGCUCACAGCUGGGCUUCUUGUUUUGCACGCUCAAAAGUGGAUAUUUUACAAAAACGUUCAGUGGCACGAUAGGGCAGUGUUCAACAUUAUGUAUUUUUUUGUACUGUAGUAUACACUGUACUUUUUACUGCUGAGCAAUAAAACAAAGAAAAAACACUGA